Molecule: messenger RNA, 1798 nt
Organism: Vitis riparia (riverbank grape)
Lineage: Eukaryota; Viridiplantae; Streptophyta; Magnoliopsida; Vitales; Vitaceae
Product: kelch repeat-containing protein At3g27220
Exons: 7
Coding region: 164-1444 (426 amino acids)
Molecular function (GO): protein binding
Source: RefSeq, a predicted model, not a curated record
AUAUAUAUUCCCAAUAAUGUCAGCAUGGGUUCUGCUUGGCUGCCAGUGCCGACGCUCUUCCUCAUCAUCAUCCUCUCUCAAGAUCUACUCUUCCUCUGUAGCACAACCUCUUCUCUCUCUGUUUCUCUCUCUACAUUAAUCCACUGUCUAGGGUUUCAAUGCCAUGGUGAGAUCCACCCCCAAGCACGCCUCCAGGACCUUCGUCUUCGUCAUCUCCUGCUUCGGCCUUCUGGCUGCCGGCCUCGUUGCGGAUCUCCUCUGGGCCUCUUCCAAGUCGUCCUCUGGGUACCACUCCAUUGCCUCCAAUUGGGCUUUUGACGAUUCCCGGAGCACCGUCAUUGUGCCCCACCAGCAACCCCAGAAGGCUAAGGAGGGAAGUGAUGUGAAAGAUAAGAAGAAGGCUGAUGUUCCUGAGAGAGUGUUAUCUGCAACUUUUGCUGAUUUGCCGGCGCCUGAAUUAGAAUGGGAGAAGAUGGCACCUGCACCAGUGCCUCGUCUAGAUGGUGCUGCAAUACAGAUUAAGAAUCUUUUAUACGUGUUUGCUGGAUAUGGCACCAUUGAUUUUGUGCACUCUCAUGUUGAUGUUUACAAUUUUACGGAUAAUACCUGGGGAGGAAGGUUUGAUAUGCCAAAAGAAAUGGCACAUUCACAUUUAGGGAUGGUAACAGAUGGAAGAUACAUUUAUGUGGUCACAGGACAAUAUGGUCCACAAUGUAGAGGGCCUACAGCUCGCACAUUUGUGUUGGAUACCAAGACAAAGCAAUGGAGUGACAUGCCCCCUUUACCAGUCCCGAGGUAUGCACCAGCGACCCAACUCUGGAGAGGUAGACUCCAUGUGAUGGGUGGCAGCGGAGAGAAUCGACAUACACCUGCUUUAGAGCAUUGGAGCCUUGCUGUAAAGAAUGGCAAAGCCUUAGAGAAGGAGUGGAGGUCUGAAAUACCUAUUCCUCGUGGAGGGCCUCAUAGGGCUUGUAUUGUGGUUGAUGAUCGGUUACUUGUUAUUGGUGGUCAAGAGGGCGAUUUUAUGGCAAAACCUGGAUCACCUAUUUUUAAGUGCUCCCGUAGGAAUGAGGUGGUAUUCAGUGAUGUGUACAUGCUGGAUGAUGAGAUGAAAUGGAAAAAUUUACCUCCUAUGCCCAAACCCGAUUCCCAUAUCGAGUUUGCUUGGGUUAUGGUUAAUCAUUCCAUCAUUAUCGUCGGUGGCACAACAGAAAAGCAUCCCAUAACAAAAAAGAUGGUACUUGUGGGAGAAGUGUUUCAGUUUAAUUUGGAUUCACUGAAGUGGGCAGUGAUCGGAAAACUUCCAUUCCGCGUGAAAACCACACUAGCUGGUUUCUGGAAUGGAUGGCUGUACUUCACGUCAGGGCAGCGAGACAAAGGACCAGAUGAUCCUGCACCAAAGAAGGUCCUUGGAGAAAUGUGGAGAACCAAAUUGAGCUUGUGAUCUAUUUUCGGCCCAUUCUUUCAGGAUGAUAUUAUCUGUCAAUCCAACCACUGUUCGGCCUUUGUUCAAAUCAAAUCUCUGUAUUCUUUUAGUAAAAAAAAAAAAAAAAAUCAUUUUUGUUCUCAGGCUAGUCAUCGCUUACCAUUUUUUUCUUCUUAGGGAGUCAGAAUAUUAUCAAAGUUGUCAUCUUGUAUAACUUCAAAUAUGUAUCAUAGAGCCACCUGAAGGGUAUUAACUUCAUAUAUAAUCAAGCUUGCCUCCCCCUCCCUCAUAUAUAUGGGGAGAAAUUUAAGAUCAAUUAUCUUAGCCCUUUGUAAACACAGUUUUGUGAAAUCAAAUUAUUCAAUUUUUAUA